AUGUCUAAACCAGCAAAAAUCGUUUUCUGCAUUCUUGAUGGACUUGGAGAUACCACACACACACUUCCAGAUGGAAGAAAAGGCACAUGCCUUGAAAUGGCGAAGCGACCAACUUUGGAUGCAAUCGCGAAAGCUGGUACAGUUGGACUCAAUGAUUCCGUUUCACCAGGUUAUCCAUGCGGAAGUGAUACUGCUCACCUUUCUCUUUUCGGCUAUCCUCCAUUCACAUAUUACAACGGCCGUGGUGCUUUCGAAGCAUUAGGCGGCGGCAUGGACAUGGAGCCAGGUUCUAUUGCCUUCAAAUCCAACUUCUCUACAAUGUAUGGCGAAUGCGUCAAAUAUCGUCGCUGCGACCGUCAUUUCGAAGUUGAAGGUCCAAUCCUCUGCAAGGAUCUUGAUGGUAUCAAGAUUCCAGAGUUCCCAGAAGUCAAGGUUUCCGUUGUUUACGCUACAGAACACCGUUGCGCUGUCAAGAUUUUGGCUCCAGGCUUAUCAGACAAGAUCGCAGGUACAGAUCCAAUUCACGAUGACCUCGAUCUCAUCAAAUCAUACCCACUCGAUGACUCCCCAGAAGCUGCUUACACUGCAAAAGUUGUUAAUGCUCUUUCGGACACAUUCAGAAAGGCCCUCGAGAACCAUCCAAUCAAUAUCGAGAGACGCAAGCAAGGCAAAGAAGUUGCCAACGUCAUUCUUCUCCGUGGCCCAGGCAUGAGACUUUCUUGCCAACCAUUUGGCGAAAGACAUAACAUUAAGGCAUUCCUUAUUGCCCCAACAGCCAUCAUUGCUGGCCUUGGUAUCUCUGUUGGCCUCCCAGUCAUCAAAGUUAAGGGUGCUACAGGAGAUAUGGAUUCUAAUUUCAACGCUAAGGCAAUUGCAGCCGCACAAGAACUCGAUGGCGACAAAUACGAUAUGGGCAUCAUCCACAUGAAAGGAAUCGACGAUGCUGCUCAUGAUGGCAAAAUUGCCGUCAAAACAGAAUUAAUCGAACGUGCUGACAAGGCAAUUCAUCUUCUCAUCGAAAAACUCGCAGAGCUUGAAGAAAAGAACGGUGACAGAUUCAUCGUCGCAGUUACAGCCGAUCACUCUACAUCUUGCACAUGGAAGGACCACUGCUUCGAGCCAGUUCCUUUCAUCGUUGCUGAGGUUGCAAAGGUCGCUCAGGAACUCGGAAUCAAGCACGUUGAUCAGUCAAAGAAGCCAGAACUCGUUCCAACAGAUUCAGUUCACGAAUUUACAGAAACUGCUGCUUGCAAGGGCUCCCUUGGAAGAUUCUGUGGUGCACAGAUGAUGAACCUCCUCUUCCACUUCGCUGGACGCAAGCAGGAGUAA
Trichomonas vaginalis G3 is the source of this 1329-nucleotide messenger RNA. Its product is annotated as cofactor-independent phosphoglycerate mutase family. The transcript has a single exon. The record is from RefSeq and is a predicted model, not a curated record. Gene Ontology annotation, molecular function: metal ion binding. Lineage: Eukaryota; Parabasalia; Trichomonadida; Trichomonadidae. Bases 1 to 1329 code for a protein of 442 amino acids.